Owenia fusiformis is the source of this 2160-nucleotide messenger RNA. The record is from the annotation of a GenBank genome assembly. Lineage: Eukaryota; Metazoa; Annelida; Polychaeta; Sabellida; Oweniidae.
AUGAAACAGAAAGAUGCUAUGAGUACCAUUGUAUGGCGUUUUAUAAAUAUCGUAGCAAGCAAAUACGAAAUGACCGGUAAGAGUGUUUGCAUCAUUGGGGCAGGCGUUAGUGGGCUAGUUGCUAUCAAAGCAUGUUUGGAGGAGAAACUACAGGUCACGUGUUAUGAGCAACAUGACAAACUAGGUGGCGUUUGGUACUACACCGAGGAAGUGAGACCGAACCAAGGUCCAAGUGCGUAUGCCACAUUGGUGACCAAUUCGAGCAAGGAUAUGAUGGCGUUCAGUGAUUAUCCCAUGCCCCCACAAUAUCCCCCGUAUCUUCCAUGGGAGAAAUUUACAGAAUACUUACAAAACUAUGCAGAUCACUUUAACCUUGCAAAACACAUAACAUUUAACACGAAAGUCGUAAGUGUCGAUCCAGUGGAAGACAAGGAAGGACGAUGGAAAGUAUGUGUAUCAAAUGGGGACAGCAAAUCGGAGUUCGAAACCAAAUUCUUCGAUCAUGUCAUAGUCUGUGCUGGUUUCUUCAAAAACCCGGUAAUUCCCGAAAUCCCGGGACUGCAAAACUUCAAGGGCAAAGUAAUGCACACACAUUCUUACCGAUCGCCCGAGGUCUUUAAAGAUAAAACAGUCCUCGUUAUUGGGAAUGCAAAUUCUGCAUCAGAUGCGGCUACCGAUGCUGCGACAUACGCUAAAAAGGCUUAUGUGAGCAUUGGUGAUGGAACAUGGGUUCUGUCGAGAUCAGCUCAGCAAGGACUUCCGCGAGAUUUCAUGCUUCGACGAGUCCUCAUGAAUUUCGCCCCACAAAGUGUGGUCAGUCGCAUCCUCAUGAAAGACUGUAAUACUCGCUUCAAUCAUGAAGCGUUCGGUCUCCAAUCCACACAGCGUCCAAUGUAUGGUUCAGCUGUCAUGGUCAACGAUGAAAUCUCAUAUAAGAUCAUCUCUGGGAAGCUUCAAGUUAAAGCAACCGUAGUGGAGUUCACAGAACACGGAGUGAAAUUGGAGGAUGGAUCAACGCUUGAUGGAAUUGACAUGGUCUGCUUCGCCACCGGGUUUAAGGUCGAUUUCUCCUUCAUGAACGAACAGAUAUUGAAAGUUACAAAUAAGGAAAUUAACCUGUACAAGAUGGUCUGGCCCAUUGAGCAACGAGUUCCCAGUAUUGCCGUGGUUGGCUGCUUCUCCACUGUCGGGGCUCAUACCCCCAUCAUGGAGCUACAGUCAUACUGGGCCGCGCGAGUCUUCAGUGGCAAAUGCAAGCUACCACCUAAAACAGAUAUGAAAAAGUGGAUCGAUGAAACGAUUGAGACACAAAUAAAGAAUUAUGGCAAACUCAAAAUAAAGUUACAUCAACUCCCCUAUCGAGACUCCAUUGCCGAGGAAAUAGGAGCUCUUCCCAACAUUAAGUCUCUUCUUCUUAGAGAUCCUGCUAUGGCGAUGCGAUGUUUCUUCGGACCAGCAUUUCCCUAUCAAUACAGGUUGACAGGUCCAUUGGCAAUAGACGCUGCGAGGGAUUAUUGCAUCAACGCUUACGACAAUACAGUAAACGCAACAAAAACAAGAAUUGCAAGAACCAAACCAGGAAGUGGAAAUGUUGGACUCAUUCUUUUCAUAUUUCUGGCAAUCAUAGCAGUGAUUCUCGCUAUUUUGAUUCGUUGAAAAUGCACUUCCUAAUUCAAUUCAAACAAAUUGUAUUUCAAAGAAAUUGUCGAAUUAAAUAUACAUGUAUUAAACCAAGAACUUACAUUCCUAUUUUAACAUACAAAAUUAAAAACACUUCUCUCCUUAGCUGUACUUUUACUUCUUAAGUAAAGAUGACACCACGGACAUAAACACAAACGUCAUACAGCUAGAGUCUUUAGGCUGCUUGUAUUUACUUUUCAUAUGUAUAAUGUCAAUGCAAUCACUGAACAGAAUAUCUCUCUCAUGUCAUAUCAGAGAUUCACAUAUAAAGACGUAAUAGUUUUACCACUGGCCAACUGACAUAUAUUUAUCGGACAUAUAUAUUUUUAUAUAUUUAUAGGCUGUGUGAUAUAAUGACUAUUUAGAUAUCUUGUUAUAUUUCCUUUACUAUUCGUGCAACUUUUGUUGUUCUAACAUCGCCUUGUAUGUAAAUCGCGUCAUGAAACGGAAUAAAAUAUUUUUGUAUUUAUAUAAUAACAA